This is a messenger RNA of Psilocybe cubensis, 1632 nucleotides long. RefSeq lists its product as uncharacterized. NCBI's taxonomy places the organism in Eukaryota, Fungi, Basidiomycota, Agaricomycetes, Agaricales, Agrocybaceae. Bases 1 to 1632 code for a protein of 543 amino acids. The record is from RefSeq and is a predicted model, not a curated record. The transcript is spliced from 5 exons.
AUGGCGAGCGAUCCUAGGGUACACAAGCCCCGCCUGCCGAAAGCUUACAGCGACCAGCAGCUUGCGUUUCUUAAAAGCAGUCUCCCCGAGUUCGAGCGCCGCUCCCAGGGCUCCAUCCGCGGCGAUGCGAAAAAGUUUGCCCUCGAGCGCGCACAGGACUAUAUAGCCCGCUUUGGGCUCCCCGAUGAGUUUGUCGGUGUCGAGGAGCCGGAUUCGAGGUUUAAAGAGCAAAUCUACAACUGGUUCAAGAACACCGUCGGCCGGACACGCCGCAAGCUCGAGGGCCGCCCGCGCUCCGCGAAAAAGGCGGCGGAGAAAGCCGCGGCGCUCGCGAACGACAUCUCAUGGAAUCCCAGCGUGACAUCGCCAAAUGUGGUACCGUACAGCACACACGGCGAGAGCAGCACCGCAAGCCCCGUCAACGGCGUAUCAGGCGUCCUCCCCUCCUCCUCCGCCGCCGCUGCCGCCGCCGCACAAGCCCAUCAAGCCCAAGCCCAAGCGCACCAAGCACAGGCGCAGGGCAUGCUCUCGCCGAUCCAGUACGGCGCGCUCCAGCCCAGCUCCUCGAUGAGCACCGCGCUUUCGACACCUACACUAUCCACCCCCACCUCCGCGCACAACCUCACGACGCUCAGUCUCGGCGUGAACAAGAUAACAAUGCGCGAGUCGUUCUUGCAGGGCCUCGAGUCGUCCACGGUAGCGAACAUGGUGGCGAGCUUCGUCGCUGCGAACCCAUCUCCAACACCGCUCACACCCAUCGUAGACGCGCUAUUUGAGGCCAUUUCAGCGGAUGGGUCUGCGGGUGGCGUUGGUGGUGUCGGUGGCGGUGGCGGUGGGGGUUUGGGUGGGGGAGGGGGCGCAUCGCCGUUCAGCCGCGACCCGCACCCGUACCUCCGCCGCUUCCUCGACGCGUCAGCGUACUUCUCCAACUCGAUCGUGCAUGCGGGUGUAGCGGGCCCGCUGGCGGGCCCCCGCGCGCUGCAGAUGCAGAUUAGAAAGUAUUCGACGUGGAUCCCGACUGCGCCUGCGCGGGUGCCACCGAUGCCUAUGCCUAUGCCGCAUCAGCACGCGGGCGGACCACAGGCGCGCGGCGGGGCGCAGGGCGGAGCCGGACCACAAUCUUCCGGGGGAGUCGGAGGAGGGGGAAGUGGGAGUGGCAGUGGGCCCCAAGGCCAAGGCCAAGGCCCCGGCCCCGUCGUCGUCAGCUCCUCCUCCUCCGGCGCCUCCCUCUCCGAAGAAAUGCAACGCAUCGCAAUGGACCGCCAACGGCGCAAGGACCACAUCCAAUGGGCGCGGAUCCACGCCGCCGCACUCGAACUAGGCAUGCUCGGCAUGGGCCGGGUGAACGACACCGAUAACAGCGGCUACGCGUACGCUAUGGGUAGAGCGUUUUCGGAGAUGAUGGCGCGGGACGCGGUGUGGGAGGCUGAUGAGGUCGAGUGGGUUGCGGGGAUUUGUGUGUUGAGAGCUGUGAUUAGGACGGCGAUGAGGGGGGAUCGGAGGCAGAGGGAUGAGUAUGAUGAGUUGUUGAGGACUUAUGAGGGCAGGUGGAAGGAGAUUAAGGAUGAGGCAAGGCAGGCGGUUGUUACGUCGACCGACGACGACGACGGUGAUGACGAUGAUGAGUUAUGA